AUGUACGUACCCAUUGUGGAAGCUAAGUCUCAAGAAUCCAAUAAUGGAGUCGUCUUCUUCUUCUUCCCCUUUGAAAAUCUACUUCAUCCCCUUCCUCACUCCAAGCCAUAUGGUUCCUCUGUUCGAGCUCUCUCGUCUCUUUGUCGCACGUGGCCACCACGUGACAAUCCUUACCACCCCUUCCAACGCUCGUCUCUUCAGUCUUCGGUCUCCGAUUACAGUCAUCUUCUUCGUUUUCAAUGUGUUCAGUUCCCUUCCAGAGAGGUGGGUUUGCCCGACGGUCUUGAGAAUCUCUUCCAGGCCACCGACUUCGAUAGCGUUCUCAAGUUCUUUCAAGCCUUCGGCAUCCUCCAGCAGCGUAUGGAGGAUUUCAUGGAAUCUGACCCCCCCGAUUGCAUUGUAUCUGACUCCUUCUUCCCCUGGACCUCCGACUUCGCCAACCGAUUGCAAAUUCCCAGGUUGGUUUUCGACGGAUACUCUGUUUUUGCCGUCUCUUUGAUUGAGGCUGUGAGAGGACCCGACUCGCCCCACCACAAAGCAAAGUCUGAGUCCGACCCGUUUCUCAUACCGGGUCUUCCUCACCCGAUCACCAUGACAUUAUGCCAGCUUCCGGAUUACGUCAAAACACCUGACAGUUUCGGGAUGAUGAUGGAAAAGUUCAGAGGGGCCGAGUUGAAGAGCUAUGGUCGCUUGGUAAACGGUUUCGUCGAGAUUGAAGAGGAAUACAAAGAACAUUACCAGAAAAUCAUGGGCUAUAAGAUUUAUCAUCUGGGACCUUCUUUUCUGGUGAACAAAACCGAUCAAGAGAAAUCUGAGAGGGGGAUGAAGAGCAUGGUGAGCGACCAUGAGUGCUUGGACUUUCUCAACUCGAAGCCACCGAACUCAGUGGUUUACAUUUGCUUUGGAAGUUCGUGUUUCUUCUCUGAUACACAAUUACACGAGAUAGCCUCUGGGAUUGAAUCUUCAGGCCACCCUUUUAUCUGGGUUGUUUUCAGGAAAGAUCAGAAUGAUGAAGAUGACCAAUGGCUGCCGAUGGGGUUCAAAGAUAGGGUGAUGAAGAGAGAGAGGAGGGGGAUGAUCAUUAAGGGAUGGGCCCCCCAGGCCUUGAUCCUGGAACACGAGGCGACUGGAGGGUUCCUGAGCCACUGUGGGUGGAACUCGGUGAUGGAGGGGAUAUGUGCAGGGGUUCCGACGAUAACAUGGCCGUUGACGGCGGAGCAGUUCUACAACGAGAAGCUGAUAACCCAGGUGCAUGGGAUCGGAGUAGAAGUCGGGUCAGAGGAGUGGACCGUCACCGCCGGGCACGAGAGGAAGAAGGUGGUGAGUAGGGAUCGGAUAGAGAAGGCAGUGAAGAAGAUAAUGGACGUCGGAGAUGAAGCGGAACAGAUGAGGAAGAGAGUGAAAGAGCUGGAGAAGAAGGCGAAAGCCGCCGUCGAAGAAAGUGGGUCGUCGCAGAAGAAUCUAACAUUGCUUAUAGAAGAUCUUGGCCGAAACAGAGCAGAAAGGAAAGCAACAGUCACCAGACCAUAG
Messenger RNA from Neltuma alba, 1530 nucleotides. RefSeq names its product scopoletin glucosyltransferase-like. The record is from RefSeq and is a predicted model, not a curated record. NCBI's taxonomy places the organism in Eukaryota, Viridiplantae, Streptophyta, Magnoliopsida, Fabales, Fabaceae. The transcript has a single exon. The coding region runs from base 1 to 1530 and encodes 509 amino acids. Gene Ontology annotation, molecular function: UDP-glucosyltransferase activity.